AACUAUUUCAUUUCUUCUUAUAUAUACUUUUCAUUCCAUUAUCUAUCUAACUUUUUCCUUAUUUGUUCCAAAUUUAUCAAAUACUUCUAAACAGUUUGACAUCCAAUGGACACAAAAACCAAUUCAAUAAUUCUUAGCCACAUAGAAAGGACCUGAUAGAGUAAUAAUUCCUCAUUCACACACACUCUCUCUCUCUCUCUCUCUCCUUCUUCCUCCCAUUGCUUCUCUUCUUUUGGUAUAAUUUUGCUUUCAUUUCACUCACGCUCUCACAUCUUCCAACCAACACAACACACCUCCACUUUUCGAGAAAAAAAAAAAAAAACAACUUUGGUUUGGUGAGAAAAAGAGAUGAAAAAGUGGAGUUCAAAAGCAACCCAAAUUAGGAGCGAUGAAUAUGGACGAAAAGGAGAUGAAGACAUAGAUUGGGAGAUCAGACCAGGCGGAAUGAUUGUCCAGAAACGACGCAUAGGUUCGAAUCCGAAUUCAGAGUGUUUCAUUACCAUCAACGUCUCUCAUGGGUCUAACCGUCAUCAAAUCACCGUUGAUUCCCAUUCCACAAUUGGAGAUUUAAAGUCGAGGUUACAACGACAGACAGGGUUGGAACCGACGGAACAGAGGUUAUUGUUUAAAGGGAAAGAGAAAGAGAACGAGGAGUGGUUGCAUAUGGCUGGUGUAAACGACAUGUCGAAACUUAUACUUAUGGAAGAUCCUGCUAGUAAAGAGAGGAAGAUGGAAGAGAUGAAGAAGAAUAACUCUGUCGCCGCCGGUGAAGCUCUGGCCAAGGUAGCAGUUGAGGUCGACAAACUCUCUGAAAAGGUUGCAGCGGUGGAAGGUGGCGUUAAUGGAGGGAAGAGGGUGGAGGAGAAGGAACUAAAUUUAUUGAUAGAGUUAUUGAUGAUGGAAUUGUUGAAGUUAGAUGCAAUUCACACUACUCAUCCUGAUUCCAAAAUUCAUAGAAGAACCCAGGUUGUUAGGGUACAAAAAUUAGUGGACAGGCUUGACAAUUUGAAGGCUACAAUCUCAAAUUCCAUGAAAAGAGAUUCAAGUAGUAGUGGAAGAGCCAAAUGGGAAGCAUUUGAAUGUGGAUUUGGGAGCCUCAUUCCUCCAACUUCCAAACUCACCAUCUCUUCUACAAAAAUAACUCAUGAUUGGGAACUCUUUGACUAGUACUUCUGUUCACUUCCAUAUAUUCCUAUUUUCUUUUAUGUCACCCUCUCCAACCCAAUGGAAUCUCCAUUAUUUUUGACAAUAUUUUGUGUACAUAUUCUUUCAUUUCGCCUCUCCAAAUACAUCCCAGUAUAUAUAGGCUCUGGAUAAGCCAACCCUAAUAAGGUCUGUGUGCUUACACUCUCAUGUUUAAUUUGGUUUUCUUUCUUAAAA
Cucumis sativus (cucumber) is the source of this 1380-nucleotide messenger RNA. RefSeq names its product BAG family molecular chaperone regulator 4. NCBI's taxonomy places the organism in Eukaryota, Viridiplantae, Streptophyta, Magnoliopsida, Cucurbitales, Cucurbitaceae. The record is from RefSeq and is a predicted model, not a curated record. Gene Ontology annotation, biological process: protein stabilization. Gene Ontology annotation, cellular component: cytoplasm. Gene Ontology annotation, molecular function: adenyl-nucleotide exchange factor activity; protein-folding chaperone binding. The coding region runs from base 349 to 1167 and encodes 272 amino acids. The transcript has 4 exons.